GUGUAUAUGUUUGAGCGCGCGGGGAAAACUGCCCCCUCUCGCCCCAACACCUCCGCUCCGCGCCACUUCCCUUCUCUCUCUCUCUCCGGAGGGGAACGUCUCUAAGGCUCCGGUCCUUCCUUCCUUCCCCUCAAGAAAGGCAGAAGAAGGUAUCCUGCUGAACCCAUUUCGUUGCUCUUGCUGCUGCUGGUGGUUUACUGAAUACGUUAUCCACAUCUGUGUGCAAACACCCCACUGACUGAGAAGAUGGAACUGCAAAAAAUGGGAAAUGAGGUUGGCACUGAAAGAUUCAAUGGUACCAUACCUGACAGUGACAAAGCAGCUGUCCUGGAGGACGGGUAUGAGGAAGAGGAACGUAUUUCAGCAGAACAAGAUGGCUUCUUGCCUAAUGCUGCCAGCAAGAAAUUCAGCCAAUUCACUGAUUUUGAGGGAAAGACUUCGUUUGGGAUGUCAGUCUUUAAUCUGAGCAACGCCAUCAUGGGGAGUGGCAUCCUGGGCCUGGCCUAUGCCAUGAGGAAUACGGGAAUCAUCCUCUUUGUGAUCCUUUUGAUCUGCAUUGCUUUGCUCUCCUCCUAUUCCAUUCAUCUGCUGCUGAAGUGUGCUGGAGUUGUUGGAAUUAGAGCAUAUGAACAGUUGGGACUGAAGGCCUUUGGCCAUGGGGGCAAAGUGGUGGCUGCUGUCAUAAUCUCAAUACACAACAUCGGAGCUAUGUCCAGUUAUUUGUUCAUUGUUAAAUCUGAACUGCCACUUGUGAUCCAAACCUUCUUAGGGCUGACAGAAAACAAUGGCGAAUGGUACAUGAAUGGGCAAAUUUUAAUAGUUGUCGUCAGCGUUAGUGUCAUCCUGCCCUUGGCUCUGAUGAAACAUUUAGGUUACCUUGGUUAUACCAGUGGACUUUCACUCACCUGCAUGUGUUUCUUUCUCAUCUCGGUAAUUUACAAGAAAUUCCAGAUCCCCUGUCCCCUCAAUAAUACUGUGGGAAUCAAUAGCACCACGGAGUCCAGCCAUGAUACCUGUAGUGCUGAAGUCUUUCCUCUCAAUUCUCAGACAGCGUAUGCAAUCCCCAUCUUGGCAUUUGCCUUUGUUUGCCAUCCAGAAGUGCUUCCUAUUUACACCGAGCUGCGUAGGGCUUCAAAGCGUCGAAUGCAGACAGUAGCCAAUAUCUCCAUCCUGGCCAUGUUUUCCAUGUAUCUGCUGACAGCUAUCUUUGGUUACCUCACCUUUUAUGGGAAUGUUGAAGCAGAGAUGUUGCACACCUACAUCAGAGUUGACCCUCUAGACAAGCUUAUCCUUAGUGUGCGAUUGGCUGUACUCCUAGCUGUGACACUCACUGUGCCAGUGGUUCUGUUCCCGAUCCGCAGAGCCAUUCAGCAUUUGCUGUUCCCCAAGAAGGAUUUCAGUUGGAUCCGUCAUGUCAUCAUUGCUUUCUGCCUGCUUUUCAUUGUCAACCUCCUUGUCAUUUUUGUGCCAAACAUCAAGGAUAUCUUUGGAGUCAUUGGAGCCACAUCAGCCCCCAGUCUCAUCUUCAUCCUUCCUAGCAUUUUCUACAUCCGAAUUAUCCCCAAUGAAAAAGAACCACUACGAUCAAGACCCAAAAUCCAGGCUGCGUGUUUUGCUGUCCUUGGUUUUAUUUUCAUGGUGAUGAGCCUCACUUUUAUCAUCGUCGACUGGGUAACCACAGGAAAGAGCUCUGGAGUGAGUCACUAGCAAAGCCCACUCCUGACCCCAAGAGACCAGAUGGUUCUAACCAGGGAGACCAUUCAGUGCCAGAGAAACAGUGGUGCCUUUUGCUGUUUAUCUUCACUCAUCCUGGAGACACCAUAAUUACCUGUCCAUCACUUUGGAGAAGUGUUGGAAGGCAUCCCUUUGGUGCUGUGGCAACGCAAAGUAAUUUGGAACAGCUCCGGGGCUUCGUUAACAGCCGAUCUAAGAUGUAGGCCUCCAAAACAGAGCCUCUGAGUAAGCUCCCUUCAUUUGCUGGCUCCUAUGGUAGCAGCAUUAUUUUCCUGGCCUUCGUUUUUUUCUCCCUGGCGAUAUUGUGCCAUCACCAACAAUUGCAUGUCUCGGGAAAAGCACGUGGGGUUUGGUUUGGGUUUAUCUUUGCCCAGGAUUAACGUGCUGCCUCUCAACAAGGCUUAGUUUGGCUUUUUUUCCAUUCUC
Molecule: messenger RNA, 2160 nt
Organism: Protobothrops mucrosquamatus (brown spotted pit viper)
Lineage: Eukaryota; Metazoa; Chordata; Lepidosauria; Squamata; Viperidae
Gene: SLC38A5
Product: solute carrier family 38 member 5
Exons: 16
Coding region: 247-1707 (486 amino acids)
Biological process (GO): L-glutamine transport; glycine transport; serine transport
Molecular function (GO): L-glutamine transmembrane transporter activity; glycine transmembrane transporter activity
Source: RefSeq, a predicted model, not a curated record